Rhodamnia argentea is the source of this 1737-nucleotide messenger RNA. RefSeq lists its product as uncharacterized. The transcript has 2 exons. The record is from RefSeq and is a predicted model, not a curated record. The coding region runs from base 180 to 1496 and encodes 438 amino acids. Lineage: Eukaryota; Viridiplantae; Streptophyta; Magnoliopsida; Myrtales; Myrtaceae.
CCUAAAGAUCUCGCCAUCUUCUUCCCCAACCCAAAACAAGAGGAGAGAGAGAGAGAGAAGGUAUAGUCCAUCAGUCUUCGAGAAGUGUUUUCCAGAAACAGGACUUGAUUAUUCAACGUUCAUCACCGGCGCUGGCACAAUCUCUCUCGAGGGAAAGUUCUCAUGGAGACUGAGGAGAGAUGCUGCUGAAGAGGCCGCUCGGGAUCGCCAUGCAAUUCGCGCGAUGGAUAGCGGAUCUCGACUGGCGCUUCAUCCUCCUCGUCCUCCCUCCCUUGUCCCUCCUCCUCUUCCUCUCCAUCUCCUCCCCCGCCAAUCCCUUCUCCAAUCUCGCCCCGCUCCGCAGCAUCCUCCUCAACCGCACCCUCCCCCGCGGCGCCGUCCCCGCGGCCGCGAACCUGAGCGCCGCCCCGUCGGCGCCGGCCGUGGCGCCCCGACCGUGGAAGGAUGAGCUGGAUCGGUCGAGAAUAGCGGUGUGCCUGGUCGGCGGCGCCAGGAGGUUCGAGCUCACGGGGCCGUCGAUCGUGGAGAGGAUUCUCAAGGUCUAUCCCAACUCCGAUCUCUUCCUGCACAGCCCGUUCGAUGAGAACGCGUUCAAGUUCCUAUUGCUGAAGAGUGCGCCGCGGAUCGCCGGGGUCCGGAUUUUUCGCCCGGAGCCGAUGGCGGAAUCGGCGCCGGAGCUCCGGGUUCUCACCGCCAGUAACUCGCCCAACGGAAUUCAGGGUCUAUUGCAGUACUUCAACCUAGUGGAAGGAUGCCUCACCAUGAUCAAGUCCCACCAAGCCCGUCACAACUUCACUUACGACUGGAUUGUCCGGACUCGGGUUGAUGGCUUCUGGAAUGCCCCACUUGACCCUGACAACUUCAUCCCGGGCCACUACGUGAUCCCACCAGGCUCCACCUAUGGCGGCCUCAACGACCGCCUCGGCAUCGGCGACCUUCCCACCUCCACUAUCGCUCUCUCCCGUCUCUCCCUCAUCCCCCAACUCGACCAAGCCGGGUUUCGCCAACUUAACUCAGAGACCGCCUUCCGCGCCCAGCUAAACACCCAGAACGUCACCCACCUCACCAAGCGCCUCCCCUUCUGCAUUGUCUCGGACCGCCAAUACGCGUUCCCCCCGAGCCGGUAUGGAGUUCCGGUGGCCACCAUCUUGAGCAAGGGUCCGUUGAGUGGCGCCAAGUGCAGGCCAUGCACGCCCGUGUGUCGUGGUGCAUGUGUGGGGCGGGUGAUGCCGGUCCUUGAUAAAGGGUGGAGCUGGACUCAGUGGGAGAACGGGACGCUCGAGCUCUGUGACGCGCAUGGGGAGUGGGAGACCGGGUGGGAGAAGAUAUUCGAUAGAGUGGCAGGGAAGGCGCUGGCGAAACAGAGGAAGGGAGUUUGGAGGUUGAAGGUGAAGGAUUGUGUGAGUGAGUUCGAAAAGAUGAAGAGGCGAACCGUAAGCUGGGAGGCCCCCGCUGCGGACGAGAUGUGCAAAGUCGGGUUGGGUUACGCAAGAUGAGAGAGAAGCUGAAGCGGAAACUGAUGGUUCCCCAUUUUUUCACAGGUAGGAGAUAAUAUAUAUGUUCUUUUGUAAAUUUUUGAGUAAUUUUCAGUAGAGUUAUUCUGGUUCGAUAUUUUUUUCUUUGUUUUGCUUAGGACUUUUAGUUUUCUCUUUCGUUAUAGGUUUUUUGGGGGAUGAGUUAAGGGAUAAAUUGGAACAUGAUAUACAAGUGAAGCUCAAACGAGUGCCAUUAUUCCCA